Messenger RNA from Pyrus x bretschneideri (Chinese white pear), 1659 nucleotides. Its product is annotated as NAC domain-containing protein 86. Gene Ontology annotation, biological process: regulation of DNA-templated transcription. Gene Ontology annotation, molecular function: DNA binding. The record is from RefSeq and is a predicted model, not a curated record. NCBI's taxonomy places the organism in Eukaryota, Viridiplantae, Streptophyta, Magnoliopsida, Rosales, Rosaceae.
CUACCAAAAAAACCAUUCUCUCUUCUCUUGGAUCUCAUCAGUCAUGGAAACAGGAAUAUAAGUAAUACUUGGGAAAUCUAAGGGCAAAUGUUAAUUGUAGCUUUGAUGCCAACAGCGGCCUAUAAAGUCCGUUGUCGCACAAGCCAGUUUAUUAGUUCAAGUCCAGUGUUCUGUUCUCUCUCUCUCUCUCUCUCUCUCUCUCUGUGUUUAACUUCAUCUCUCUCACAGUCACACACUCAGAGAGUGCUGCAAUGGCACCCAUGAGUCUUCCUCCUGGAUUCAGAUUCCACCCAACAGAUGAAGAGCUUGUUGCUUACUAUCUGGAUCGAAAAAUCAAUGGUCGCACCAUUGAGCUAGAAAUUAUCCCAGAGGUCGACCUCUACAAAUGUGAGCCAUGGGAUCUGCCUGAUAAGUCAUUUCUUCCGAGCAAAGACAUGGAGUGGUACUUCUACAGCCCGAGGGAUAGGAAGUACCCCAACGGGUCGAGAACGAAUAGGGCCACUCGAGCUGGGUACUGGAAAGCCACUGGAAAAGACAGGGUGAGUAGUCAGAGCCGUGCUGUCGGCAUGAAGAAGACAUUGGUGUACUAUAGAGGUAGAGCCCCUCAUGGUAUUAGAACCAACUGGGUUAUGCAUGAGUACCGGCUGGUCGAUUCUGUGUGUGCCAAUGCAUCAUCAUCUCUAAAGGAUUCUUACGCAUUGUGCCGAGUGUUCAAGAAAACAAUACAAAUGCCCCAGAAUAACAAAGAAGAAAAGCCAGUUGGGAUUAACAAUGCAGACAAGGAUUCAAUCUGGGUCUCCAAUGAACAAUUGUUUGGGAAAGAAAAUAGUGGCAUUAAUGAGGGAGCUUCAAGAGGGAUUGAAACUGAUCAAGAUGGGAAUUAUUCCAACCAUGAUUAUCCCAAAUUUCCAUCUGACACCUCUUCUUCAGAUCUCACUCAAGGCACACCUACUGAAAAUGGCAUAGCUGACGAUUUACAAGCUCCAUUUACUUCUGAUGAAGCAAACAGUUCAGCUGAUCUAUACUCUUUUGGUGUCCACUGCUCCUCAGAUCUAAUUCAGGAAACGUAUAUACCACACAAUACGAGCGUAUUGAAUAGCUAUCAAUUUCCUUACCCACCCUUACAACUUGAAGACUUCCCGCAGAUCAAUUUAGCUGCAGAGACAAAAACAGCGAAGCCCGAAAUCAUCGAUGAGUACAUGUUGUACGACAAGUUCAAGGGUUGCAUGAAUGGAACGUUUGAAGAGAUUUUCUCUUUAUGUUCCUCUCAAGACAACUCUGUGGCCCUCUCCAUGCAAGACUAAGUACUAUACAUACUAACACUCACAUUUUCAUACUACAAUUCAUUCAUACACAAAGGUAGAAUUAAAAUAUUGUGUUCCACUGGCUAAAUAACUAGCAAUGGUGGAGAUUUCGUAUUGCCAGAAAUGAGAUUAUCAUGAUAAGGCUAUAUAUAAAGUACUUCACAAUGGAGAAUGAAGUACUUUAUAUUAUUCCCAGAGCAUAAAUUUUUUUUUUGUUACAUAAUUUUCCUUGUAUUGGUUAAUUCCCCCCUUUUGCAUGUUGGUGUUGAAUCGUCUUAGGUCAAUUUUGGGAAGGGAAAUGGAUAAGCUGAUUAUUGUAAAGGUAUUAUUUGGAAAGAAGAAGAUUGUUGGAACA